Molecule: messenger RNA, 2151 nt
Organism: Mercenaria mercenaria
Lineage: Eukaryota; Metazoa; Mollusca; Bivalvia; Venerida; Veneridae
Exons: 3
Coding region: 287-862 (191 amino acids)
Cellular component (GO): membrane
Source: RefSeq, a predicted model, not a curated record
ACGCCACAUCUUAACGGCGUUACUCCCCGGUUAAUGAGGUAGAUCAUUUGCACAUGCUAUUAACAUUGAAAGCAAUAAAAAUCAGAAUAAAUUAUAGUUUUGAUAAAACAAUUUCGCUGUGAAAGUCUUUGCUAAAACUAUAACGAUUGUUGUACUUAAAGAUUUUUUCCAACUAUAAAAAUCUUGAUAGAAACUAUUCAAACGCUCGGAAAAAUAAAGAGCAUUUGGUAAAUAAAGGUAAACGGACAGUGUUGGCUGGAGGAUUAUCAUAUAAGUAAUUUGCAAAAUGGGAGUAGUUGACGGAUUUAAGGGUGCUGGGCUAUUUGCUAAGAUAGCCCUAGUAUUGUUGCUAAUAGCGACGCUGUUUGUGUGGAUAGCCUACACGUGCACUGGCUGGGGAGAGGCAAAGUCUGGUGCUAAUGAUGGCACACACAUUGGGCUGUGGCGUAUAUGCUCAGACAACAAAUAUACCCCUGGAUGCUCUCAAACAGACGGCUGGGCAAACGAUUGGUUUGCCGCCUGCCAGGCUUUGGUGACAUUCGGAUUCUUUGGUAUAAAUGUGGCAUUGUUCCUCCUUAUAUUGUACAUAUUUGUACCCAGUUGUCAGAAGAAUGGAGAAAUUGCCAUGGCAACAGCCAUCAUUUGCAUUGUCACAGGCGUUCUCUACCUAAUCGGGGUCAUUGUGUUUGCUGCAGAAUUCAAAGAUGAUUUCAUAGAUCCUGGAGACUCGAACCCGGCCUGGGGAGAUUACGAGCUCAGCUAUUGCUUCGGACUAUCUGUGAUUGCUCUAAUACUAGAAAUAGUGGCUGGAGUUCUAGCUAUACUUGACUCAAAGAAAGGAGGGACAUCCCCUUCAGCAUGAUAGGUCGUUUUUUUAUAGCAAUAACUAAUAUUCACAAUAUAAUAAAUCUAGCCGUGACCUUCUUAUUUUGUAUAUUGCAGCGACUCUGUGAUAAAAACAAACACACAAAAAUGUACUGUUUUUAUUGGCGUAAUAACUAUCUAAUAUUUCUUUUUUGUGUUCGUGUGUUACGUAAACAUGAAGAUAUUCUACAGGUCUGAAUGAUAUAUUUAUUUGCAUAAUAUUAUUUUAUGGUACCUAUGUGUAUGGUACACAUGUUAAAUGGUUGAUUACCUAUUGUUACAUUCUUAUUUCUUAAUAUAAUAUAUGAGAUGUUUCAAGAUAUAUCUAACACAUUUGGUAGUUUAAUUUUAUUGCAAGAUAACAUCAAGAUGGUCAUCAUAACAUAAAACAUACAAUUUUUCUUUAAAAUAGAUUUUUACAGUAAGUAUCCAUGAACGUUGCUUCCAAUAACUUAACUUAUUAUUACCCAGCCUAUCGUAUUUAUUUGGAUUUGAUACAAAUUUCGUGCCUUUCCUAUAAUAUAAAGAUUUAUCAAACAUAUUUACACUCUUUCCCUUGAGAGCGUAUAAUGUUAACCAUGGCGUUUUGAUGUUUCUCUUUUUUUUCAAUCAAUGUCAUCAAACAAAGCGCCGUAAUGGUCACAGGUACCAAUAAUUGUUAAACACCAUUAUGUCAAGAGAACAGUGUCAUCUUCCACCAUACGAGCAGCUCUAACAAAACAAACAAAACAAAACAAACAAAAAAAACCAAAAAAAAAACCAAAAAAAAACCAAAAAAACAAAAAAAAAAAACAAUGUGCUUCUAGGUACCCGACAACUCUUUUUCUUAAUGAUCUUUUUUUUUUCAUUCUCUAACAUUGGCAGAUCUUUCAAGUUUAUUGUUCUAGACUGCAUAAAGAACACACUUGACGGCGUAUAGAAGCAGCAUAAUAGAACAACAAGUGUACCAAUACUCACAUUUAGGACAAGUUACUAAAUAAAUAAAUAAAUAUAAUUCCAUAGAUUAUAAAAAAUCUCUAUCUAUACACCAGUCUUAGUUAAAGGGACAUUUUAUCUAAUACAUACAUUUUUGUUAUUUACAUAUAUGCACUUUUGGCCUUUAUAUCUAUGCAAGACCUUUUCGUAUUUCAAAAUUAAGUGCGGAAAAUCUGUGGUAGCAGCUAUCUGUAACAAUUAUACGUGUAGUUUGUCUUUGAGAAGGAUUCGCAGUACAUGCAUGUAUAUGUAAUAUAUAUAAUUGUAAUAGUAUUUAUAUAAAAGCCAUUUGAUAAUAAACCAAUUGUUUUA